AUGACCUCACCCUACCUUCGCAACAUACUCUGCCCCGUAGUGCUCGAUGUCAGCGGCAACAAUGCAGAAACGGAGGAGGAGGAGGACGCGGAGAGGGCGCAUGAUGAAUCAGAGAGCAGUGUCAAAGUUAGGACACAGAUCAUGUGCCCAGUGAAGAGCAGUAGUGAUCCCAGCCGACCGACAACAAUCUCCCUGAGCGUCACAAUUGGCGGUCCGCCUGCUCCUGUCCCAGUCUACCAAUCCGAGGUCACCAACACUGCCCAGCAGUCAGCACCCUUCAGCAUCGGCUACCAGUCCCCCGAGGGGGGCCUCGACCCCGGGGCUGACGAUGAUGCAGCUGGCGGUGGUCAGAGCGCCACCCGUGCCUCCUCCUUCGCUCUACGCUCCAUGUCCACACCCACAUACCCUGAGGACAACAUGCACGCAGAGAACAGGACAGAUGGAGGGACCAAUAAGAAUGUUCAAACGCAGUCGGAGGGUUAUGGACGCGGUGGCAUCGACGAAAGCAACUUCCAGGCAGUGUCGCAGACGCGGCGAAGUGUGGUGCCGCAUCGCAGGCAGGAUAGGAGUGCAAGCAAGACCUUUUUGAAGAUCGACGAGGCAGAGGAGGCGGAGGAGAUGAAGCAGGGUCAAUCUACCGGCAAGAGUAUGUACGGCGGAUCCCGCGGACGGCAGUCGAGGUACACCAGGGUGUAUAAUGAACUCGGUGAAAAUGCGCACGAGCGAUCCCUUAAGAUCACGCCAGAGGCGAGGAAGGUUCUGAAGAAAGUGCAUGACACAUUGAAACAACUGUUUGACAAACUUUUGGACGCAUUGGAGAAUUUGGUUCCGCGGAACUUCAGGCCCUGCGAGGAGGCGCUGGCACUGAUGGAAAACCUGCAUGUCCAGUUUGAUGAGUUCAUUCAGCAUCUGCGGUACAGCCCCUAUGAGAUAGAGUUGAGAAAUAUCAAUAAUAAGAUUGCCAUGUUCAUUGAUGAACUGGAAGUUCAGCCAACUUUCCUCCUUCUACGGCUGGUUGAAUUUGGUUUUCACAUAUAUGAGUUUGGAACUUGGAUUCGUGAAAAACUUCUCCCCACCUCCUACGCCCUCCUUAUUCACACAAUCCAGACCAGAAUCUAUGUAAGUCACACAAACAUGUUUCUUUUGAUGUACCAGUUAUCUGGGAUAAGCUAUUGCAACAGCUGCCUUAUUCGGCAUUCCCUAGACCUCUAAAAUUUCUCUCGUUCCUACGUCCCUCGCCCAGUGUCCGCAUGACCUGGAAUGAGGUAGAUAAUAUAUGUUGCUUUCCUGAGGAUCACAGUUUAGAGAACAGCGAAGCGACGAAUCAGAAUGAAGUGUUGGCUGAAAUUACGUAAUGUGUUUUCAGUUCGAAAAGAUUACUAAAGUAGGGGUGCCACGUUUUAUCGCGUAAUGUUAAGCAAAUCACAGUCCGAACAGGAUGCCGGCUUUCGAGUGAGCUUCUUAUCCACCGUUUACAUAAACUAUAUUCCGUCAAAAUGAAUGCUUAAGUAGCAUGGGUGAUUCCAUUUAUAUAUCCUCAUAGAGUAACGUGUGAACUUGGAGUAACUUAUUCGAUGGAGGAACUUUUUUCACUUUCAACAGAGGUGCCGCGUGUUACGGCAGAAUAAAAUCGGUAAAGCACGUGUUUUUGCUUCAGAUAUAUUUUAUAGAAUGCAUUCACAAAAAGAAUCUUUCAUUUGCCCGUUUGUUAGAAAAUUAAGUCUCCUUUAAAUUUUAUACUCAGAAAACGAAUGUUUUUCGGCCGGAAAAACCUUCCCAAUUCCCGAAUGAUUUCGGUCCCCAUCUGCCUUCAAACUACAAGCUGUACACUUUUGGUUUAAGAGAAAUCAUAAAUUUCUAUAUCUUUUUCUGAAAAAGACAUAUAAGGUCCAUAAAAUUUUCGGUGAAUGUGGACCGUGUUGUCCACUUUAUAGGCGGCAUUAGUAAAUUUGUUGGUGCGAUGCUAUACGACUGGACAUUUCACGGUCUUGAAAAAUCUCACGGUGAGACGCUUUUUAAUACCAAAAGAUACUCUUUCUUCAAAUAUAAAAUUCGAAGAAGACAUAAUUUCCUACCAAAUGACUAGGUCAAAUAAUAUUUUCGUUUAUGCUUUUCAUAAAAUAUAUCUGAAUUUAUAGGGAAUUGAAAAUAGAUUGGAAAACUUCAGACUACUUAAGUAGUCAUUUUUACGGAAUGUAGUUUACGCAGCCGCUCGGUAAGGAGCUCUUCCGAAAGCCGACAUCCUAACAUGACUGGAACAACUUGGUAUUAUGCGACAUGAUAAUUAACUUGACGCCUCUACUUGAGUAAUCUUUUCAAAUCUAAAAAGAAUUUCAGAAUGUUGGUUAAAAUUUCAUGAGAUAGCACGACAGUUCGACCGUCGAUUCCGACGAUGUCCACAGUGUGCUACACACCAAGGUGCAGCAGGCACGGUAACUUGCGCGUGAUCCAGUUUGUAGUGAUAGCGAACUUGCACAGCAUCUGCCGCCAACUCCCUCUUCCCCACUCCCCACCUGGACCCGGUGUCAAGACAGAGUCAAGAAGACCGGAGGCGGAGAAGGACGCAAUUGGUUGGCCCCGCCGGAGCCGCGCCUAGGCGCGCCACCACACCCCUUGGUCCACAAAAUAUACCUGCCUACCUUGCACCAACAACAAUAACAUCAAAAACACUCCAACAGGGGUCAGAAGGGUGAGUAUGACUGGGCAGCCAUGCCCACCACCUGUAUACCCAGCGGGAGUGCAAGCGCAUCUACCGGCAGGGAACCAUGCGUCAGAGGACUGCCAUCGCAUACCAGGCUGCGAGGGCCACGGUUUGCUGAUACCGGGCAUAGCACACGCUUUCAGACCCUUUGACCUUUGGACUACUGUAUAUUAUCCGGCUUGGGACGCUUGCGAUCAUUCCCAUCUACUUUUCUAUUUCUUCAAUAUGCACCCCCCCCAAACGUCUUCUAAAUGUUCGUCGGGAUUUUCUACCAAACAUACGGGUAAAAAGUUAAAUUGAAUUUAAUCUGUUAACAGCAAAAGGAGGAGGGGCUUGGAAGCACGCCGCCCGUCAAACGAAAACACGGCGGCUUUGGCGCGUAGAAAGACGCAGCACGACUUAACGAUGACAACCAAUGAUUACCCAGAUGACGUAACCCUGCUGUCCAAUGGCAUGUCUCAGUUCUCCUAUCGCAACAAGUAGUGAAUGGCGAACUGUCGAAUCAGUGUCUAUAUCGUCCAUUUCAGGCCGUUUACUAACUUCCUCGUCAAUUUUUCCAUCCGUUCCUUCAGCGUAUACUCUUAAACGACUAAUUGGGAACGAAAAUACUGCCAACCGACGCCAUGUAGAUGAUCACUUCAAAUGUGCGAGAAGGCUUCAUUUUACUCAACAUGCUCAGUAUCAAGACCGAGUCAGAAGGACUAAAAAUAACAUUAGACGCUUCAGUUGACUGACCAUUUUGCCCGCAUUCGCGCUUGUCACGCGCGUGUUGGUCUUAUCAUGCUGGUUGGAAAACUUUGAGCCGACAUUUUUGAAUCGACUGCCGGUUGAAUUGUGGGGUGGUGUGCAUUGAACUCUGCACGUUUCGACCGCGUUGCCGUGACAACUAAAAAUCACUGUGAUUGGAAAUAAGACUGGGUGAGGCAGCUGAUCGGGUUUGUGUUUGACCCACACCUACCGCAACGUCGUACUGCUCUGACCCACAAACAGCCCAGUCCUUAUCCAAUGAGCUCCGCUGUGGGUUCCACGCUCUAGAUAAGGGUCAAGUGAUGUCAUCUGAAGGCAAGUCGCUCUCUGUUCAGCGAUAAUGGUGACGGUAGUCAUCAUUAUUAUUGCUGCUGCCGCCGCUGCAGCCGCCGCCGCCGCCACCACCACCACCGCCGCAGGCACCACUACCACAUGGGGACCGUCGUGACUUCGAAUGCACAUGUAGAUACACUGAAACAACAAAAUCUGGAAUUCGUCACUACACCUCGCACUGACAGCUCGACUGUCGUUGCCGACGAUGUCCACGUCGGUUCCACAGUAGUAAUAUGGGGACUUGCGCGCAAAUUAGUUUAAGUGGCAGUAGACUUACGAAGCCUUUACCUCACUCGCUCCUCCUCCCUACUUAGAUCCGGCGUCAUGACAGAGUCAGGAGGUGGGAGGGGCCGCAGUGGGCUGGCACGGCGGAGACCAGCACGCAAACGUACCAGCACUUGCCCUGGUCUACAAUGUACGCUGACUAGGACUUUACACGAGAAAAAAUAAUGUGGCGGCUCGGAUCGCAAUUGGUGCGACGUACGUAUGCACCUGGGACUGCCGCUACACAUCGCGCAACCUGCGCACACACACGCACCCCUAGACAACACAUAAACCCACUCGAUUACAUGCCUGUGUGCAUCACUCCUACAGCGAUCACCCGAUUCCCUUUUCAAGCAAUUUUAUGGCGGACGAAACGCUGCCGGUCAGAAUGUGUACGUAUCGCGCAAGUGGGAGGCUAGUUUUUUGGUAUAUCCGAACCACGUAGACGUGUGUGGCAAACGCAGACGGGUUGUCUGGUUCUUCCAGCCUCCAGUUGGCGGAGAGGCUCAGACAUCCAACUGGUGUAUCGCAGAAGCCUAGGCCGUGGGUGGAACUCCGGCUACCACGACCUUCAGGUCCGGUCCCCAACCGAAAGAUAAGAUGGACACCAGCUGGGAGAAUUGUAUAUUCUGUACAGAACAACUGGAGGAGGGACUGAAAGGAGUUGGCAGCCAGAGGAAACUGCCCCCAUCUCCGGGAGAGCGGCAGCCCAAGUGUGUGUGCGUGUGUCGGGCAAUGCGUCAAAGCGUCUUAAGCCAGCGCACGUCUCAAUCAACCCUGAAUCUGAUUGGCCGGUUGGAAAGCCGAGUAGGCGAACGCCAGACAACCCUGAUGUUCACGUGUAGACACUCGCGAGGGGCCCAACGUUGAGACGGGCACUCGGGUUAGGGCCACUAAAAGUAGAAAAAGUCGUGGAUUGAAGGGCUGCCAACUGGCGGGACGACUGAGUCAGGCCAUUAUGGCACUCCCACUUCCUUGGGAUCCGGGUCUUCGUGUUCUUUUUGUAGUGCAAAAUCCUGGACAGUGUGCACUGUGCACCAGGGGUGUAGUAGCACAUCUAGGCGCGGGCUCGCGCCGCACAGGUCACCUGCGUCCUUCCCAGCCUCCAGUCUUCUUGAUUCUGUCUUGACACCGGACCCAGAUGAGUGACGUGGGGAGAGUGCGACAGGUCAAUGCAAAUUAAUUCACGGGCAAGUCACCUUCCCCUGCGUCCAACACACGGGGGACAUAGUCGGGAACCACGGUCGAACAGUCACACGUAGCUGAGACCGGGUUGUGUGUGGCACGCGUAAACGGACUGUUUUGCCUCAUAAAAGACUGCGCCUCCGGUCGUGUUAACUUUUGUUUUGUAGAUGCUGAGUGCAAGUCUGCCUAACUACACAUAAGUUUACGCAUAAGCUUCCGCUGCUUGAACUAUCCCUUGCGGCAGCGGUGGACGUCGUGGUUUGCGUUGGUUGGAUUGUCGUUGGCUACUUACGAGUGAGUCUUCUUAUGGUUGGAUAAAUCAGCGCGGAAUAUACUUAGUACGCCUUUUCCACACUCAUCGUAAUAUCAUAUCAAGACAGUUGACGCGGCUAGAUCCAGAACCUGACUUUAUUACUAUGAUAAAAAAUUUGACUCGCUCUAACUUGUAACUUGAAAGGCUACCAACAGAGGCGCAGAUGGUCGGGUUGCAGUGGUUUCCGAGCAUGUGAAAAUCGUCCAAACGAGUAAGAGUUUGUUAAAGUCAGUUUGGCAAACACAGGGUAAACAGGAAGUACGAUAGGUGUGCUAAAUCAUGAAAUGUUAACCGAAAUUCUGAAAUACGUUUUUGUUUCGAAAAUAUUACUUCAUAAGACUGUGAAAAUAAUCAUUGUGCAGCGUGAUUCUAAAAUAGUUCAAUUACCUCGGGAUGCCGGCUUCCGAAUGAAAUUCAUUCCGACCGCACGCAAAAACCAGACUCUGUAGAAAAUGGCUACUUACGUAGCAUGCAUCUUCCCCAUUUAUUUCCGGUGCCCCUAAAAAUGCAAUUAUAUUUCGUAGCAAAAAUGCAUAAAAAUAUUCAUUAUUUUACUCAGUUGGUAGAAAAUUACUUUUUUUUCUAGUUUUGUGCUUGAAGAAAAGGUAUAAUUCGGUUUUCAAAAACCUUUCAAAUUUCCGAAUAAUUUCGAAAACGACCUCCCGUUACACUGGCAUUCAGGGUUUACAAACUACAAGCCGUAUAUUUUCCGCGUACGAGGAACCAUACAUAUCUCUACCGUAUAAAGAGGAGAUAGUAUAGAUGUUCAUAAAAUGUAGCAGUAGAUUUGAGUCAUGUUUUAAACUUAAGAAGCCACAUUACUAAGUGCAGAGACAUGAUACUUUAUGGAGGGUCACUUCGCGGUAGUAAAAAAUCCACAAUAAGAAGCUUUUUUAAAACCGAAUUAUACCCUUCGAGUAUAAAACUGGAAGAAGUAAUUUUCUACCAAAUGAGUAGAAGAAUGCGUAUUUUAUGCAUGUUUUCUAAGAAAUAUAAAUGGACUUUAAGAGCACCAGAAACCAAAAAGGAAAAUUCAUGCUACUUAAGUAGUCAUUUUUUACAGUCUAGUUUUUGCAUGCGACCGGAAAGAGGUUCUUUCGAAAGCCGGCAUUCUGAGGUAACCAAAUUAUUAUAGAAUUAUGCAGCAAGAUGAUUAGUUUUACAACUCUACUUAAUUAAUCUUUUCGAAACAAAAUCGCAUUUCAGAAUUUCGGUUGACAUUUCAUGAGUUAACCCACCUACUGUACAUUCAGGUACACCAGAUCGUUUAAGGCGAGGAGUAUGCGCUGAGAGUCGACCUCUCACUCUCUCUUCCCGCUCCCAGACAGCAGUCGAUUGUCCGAGCCGGUCAGUCAUCUGAUGCAGAGAUUGGGGGCAGUGACAGAGAGAAUUAGAUAGACCGCCUAUGCGCCCCACACGCUAUCCGGCUCCAUCACAUGCGCGCACAAACGGGGUGGGUUGUGUUAGAGUCACAUAGGGGUCAAACGAAGAAGGAACUGGAGAGCACGCUUCCCAUGCCAACAUAGAGGCUUUUUCCAGACAGGCAAUGUUGCCGGUAUGCGAUCAAUAAUUUAACAAGUGAUGACCGUGGAAACGUGCCAAUUUUGCCGGAGCUGGUGGGAAGAAUAAAGUGUGGGAAAAAAUUUUCGCCAUGGGCGUAACAUUUCGAUCCAAAGGAGAAUUUAACGGCGCGAAAUAGGCCGCCCGACCGUCCGGGCACUGACUAAAAAUCCAUGUAAACUCGCUUUGUUCCCAAAACAGCGAAGGACAGCAUGAACAUCCCUAAUAGCAAAAUGAGCUCUGAACGAGCUCGCAAAGAACUCGUUUCACGAGGUACGCGACCACUAUUGGAGCUUGCAAGCUCGUUCAGAGCAUGACCCGAGCUCCAAAAAACCAGCUGCAGCGCUUACUCACCCAGGGGUCUCCCUCAAUUUUACUGUCACAUCGCCUUUUAUUUCCCCCAAUAUCGCCCAUUAAAGUAAUCAAAGGGGCACACAUCAAGAUAAAAAGUACUAUAUUCGUAAAAAACAAUACAUCGCAUCUGAUGAUUGUUGGAAUUAAGUAAAGCCUUAAGGCUGUUGGUCUCCAUGUUUGGCCGAUGGAUCCUCGCUUGUUGUAGGUGGGUCUAAAAGGGAAAGAUUUCAGAAGGGUAAGUGAACACAAUAUGACAAUUGAUAUUUAAGAGUAACAUGCACUGUCACUGGAAAAAGGUAGGUGCGAGGGAAGGAAGAUAAAAGAUGAUGGCGAUGCUAUCUCCUUUACUGUCAUCUGACUACUGCGCAGUUCAGAGCUGUUCCCCAAGGUAGGAGGAACGGCGAUGAUUGCGAUGUCCGAGUCGGUGCUUUUGACUGCUAGCGUUUACUACCUCCGCUUGUUAUUUUGUACUUGACUAGCCGUCUUCUUGGUCUUUUUGUCUUUUAGCGAUUACAAACUGGAAGAGUGAUCAGGCAGGUCUACUAUGUGCCUUUUGAUUUUGAUCCGGUCAUCGCCUCCUACGCGAAGAGUCGGCGCCUGAUAAAGAUUGAAAAGUUCUGUCACUGUCGAGUCAUUCUCCUACCGCCGACGGAUCCGCGAUGCGGCUACUGUCCCAACAACUAUCGGACCAUCGAGGUCAACUUCGACGAGCACUACGGACACUACCUCGGCUUCAAGAGCCUCCUGAAUCAAUGCGCAACCUCCAAGAUAUACACGGCACGGCUGGCUGCCACCAUAUUCAAGCGUCUCAGUGGUAUCGAGGUGGAGAUGAGUACCUCGGACAUGCUUCUGUUGGAGCGAAGCCAAGCCAGGAUCCGUUACGAAACGAUGAGGGCUGAUCUCGUGGCCGGCACUGGCCUCGCCAUCGCGCCGGCGGUGGACUCAGUUUAG
Messenger RNA from Spirometra erinaceieuropaei, 8408 nucleotides. The record is from the annotation of a GenBank genome assembly. NCBI's taxonomy places the organism in Eukaryota, Metazoa, Platyhelminthes, Cestoda, Diphyllobothriidea, Diphyllobothriidae.